AGAGGCGAAGAAAGCGGCAAAGAAGUGGAAAUGCCGAGUCGCGGCCGCUUUGCAGUUUGCAGGGUUUGGCUUUCCGGGGUUGGCUCAGUUGGACCUCAAUUUGAUACAAGGAUCUAUGGGCUAUUCAAUUGGAACUCCGAUCAUUCGAAUUCGAGAAUUUCUACAGCUCUACAUCUCUCUAGUCCGAUUGUCUUCUACAGAACUCUUUCAAUUUGCUCCCCGAGUUAUCCCCGAGAUUAUCUAAGCAUCCCGGUUUCGGGAUCGGCAUUGCCAUCCGCCAUAUAAAAGCGAUGGCAAACAUCAGAACAUCCCAGUAAUUUCCUGAUCCUGGCUUUCUUAAGCUCAAUCUGUUGGUCUAGGAAGAACCUGCAUCAUCAGUUACCAUCACAAUGCCUAUCGUCACAGCCGCCACUGGUCUUCGACAGACCCUCGCAGACCCCAACUCCUGCAUUGUCGCCCCCGGAGUGUAUGACGGCCUGUCCGCUCGCAUUGCCCUCUCCGUAGGCUUCGAUGCUCUCUACAUGACCGGUGCCGGCACAGCCGCUUCCGUCCACGGCCAAGCAGACCUAGGCAUCUGCACGCUCAACGACAUGCGCGCCAACGCGGAGAUGCUCUCGAACCUCUCCCCCAAGACCCCCGUCAUUGCCGACGCUGACACAGGCUACGGCGGGCCCAUCAUGGUGGCCCGAACGACGGAGCAGUACUCGCGCUCGGGCGUUGCCGCCUUCCACAUCGAGGACCAAGUGCAGACGAAACGCUGCGGGCACCUGGGCGGCAAGAUCCUCGUCGACCGAGACACCUACGUCACGCGGAUCCGAGCGGCCGUGCAAGCGCGCCAGCGCAUUGGCAGUGAUAUUGUCGUGAUCGCGCGCACCGACGCCCUCCAGGUGCACGGGUACGAGGAGAGCAUGGCGCGGUUGCGGGCGGCGCGCGACGCGGGCGCGGACGUGGGCUUCCUCGAGGGCAUCACGUCCAAGGAGAUGGCGCGGCAGGCGGUUCAAGAGCUGGCGCCCUGGCCGAUGCUUUUGAACAUGGUCGAGCACGGCGCAACGCCGUCGAUUUCGGCGGCCGAGGCCAAGGAAAUGGGGUUCCGGAUGAUCAUCUUUCCCUUCGCGGCGCUGGGGCCGGCGUGCGAGGCGAUCCGUGAGGCCAUGCUGAAGCUGAAGCGAGAUGGGAUUCCAGGCUUGCAGCCGGAGAUGACGCCGCAGAUGCUGUUCCGGGUGUGCGGGCUGGACGAGAGCGUGCAAGUGGAUGCGGACGCCGGAGGAGGGGCGUUCGAGGGGGGAGUAGAUCUGAAGUGAUGGUCAGUUUUAAGGCCUCGAUACCAUUGUACAUAUUUUGUUCGCAGCAUGUCAUGUUGAUUAGAUGAGAUGAU
Messenger RNA from Aspergillus melleus, 1375 nucleotides. RefSeq names its product isocitrate lyase/PEP mutase family protein. The transcript has 2 exons. NCBI's taxonomy places the organism in Eukaryota, Fungi, Ascomycota, Eurotiomycetes, Eurotiales, Aspergillaceae. Gene Ontology annotation, molecular function: catalytic activity. The record is from RefSeq and is a predicted model, not a curated record. Bases 390 to 1301 code for a protein of 303 amino acids.